Molecule: messenger RNA, 1350 nt
Organism: Canis lupus familiaris (dog)
Lineage: Eukaryota; Metazoa; Chordata; Mammalia; Carnivora; Canidae
Gene: CTSH
Product: cathepsin H
Exons: 12
Coding region: 46-1053 (335 amino acids)
Biological process (GO): immune response
Cellular component (GO): lysosome
Molecular function (GO): cysteine-type endopeptidase activity
Source: RefSeq, a predicted model, not a curated record
CCUCCUCCCCGGCGCCCGCAGCCAGUCCGCCGCGGAGCCGCCGAGAUGUGGGUCGUGUUCCCGCUGCUGUGCGCGGCCGCGGGGCUCCUGGGACUCCCGGCCUGCGGCGCCACGGACGCCUCCGCGAGCUCCUUAGAGAAAGUUCACUUCAAGUCAUGGGCAGUGCAGCACCAGAAGAAGUACAGCUCGGAGGAGUACCUCCAGAGGCUGCAGACCUUCGUUGGCAACUGGAGGAAGAUAAAUGCUCACAACGCUGGGAACCACACGUUUAAAAUGGGGCUGAACCAGUUUUCAGACAUGAACUUUGCUGAAAUAAAACACAAGUAUCUCUGGUCGGAGCCUCAGAAUUGCUCAGCCACCAAAGGUAACUACCUCCGGGGGACAGGUCCCUACCCCCCUUUUGUGGACUGGCGGAAAAAAGGAAAGUUCGUGUCACCGGUGAAAAAUCAGGGCAGCUGUGGCAGCUGCUGGACCUUCUCCACCACGGGGGCCCUGGAGUCCGCCAUCGCCAUCAAAAGUGGGAAGUUGCUCUCUUUGGCAGAGCAGCAGCUGGUGGACUGUGCCCAGAACUUCAACAAUCACGGCUGCCAAGGGGGGCUCCCCAGCCAGGCGUUCGAGUACAUCCGCUACAACAAGGGCAUCAUGGGUGAAGACAGCUACCCCUACAAGGGCCAGGACGGUGACUGCAAGUACCAGCCCAGCAAAGCCAUUGCUUUCGUGAAGGAUGUAGCCAACAUCACCAUUAAUGACGAGCAGGCGAUGGUAGAGGCGGUCGCCCUGUACAACCCCGUGAGCUUUGCCUUCGAGGUCACCAGCGACUUCAUGAUGUACAGGAAAGGCAUCUACUCCAGCACUUCCUGUCAUAAAACUCCAGAUAAAGUGAACCACGCAGUCCUGGCUGUUGGGUACGGAGAGCAGAACGGAAUACCCUACUGGAUCGUGAAGAACUCGUGGGGCCCCCAGUGGGGCAUGAACGGGUACUUCCUCAUGGAGCGUGGGAAGAACAUGUGUGGCCUGGCCGCCUGCGCCUCCUACCCCAUCCCCCUGGUGUGAGCCGCCGCCCGGGCCGGCGCUGGAGUCCUGCCCUGGAGGAAGGGGCCCGGGACCCCCAGGGCCCUCGCCCCCAUGCCGUGCCCUGAGGCCUGAGGAAAAUGAGGAAGAAGAGUCCACCGAACGAGCGACAAGCCUACCACGUCUCCCACAUGAAGGUGGCCGCCAGCUGUGUGCCUUCAACACUCCUGUUCACGCACUUAAACCCAACGGCCAAGAAUAGUCUUUAUCUCCCACAUUUGGAGAGCACCCCUGUCUUUCCUGUGAUCUGUAUUCAAUAAACAUUUGGUGAACUCCUGC